This is a messenger RNA of Impatiens glandulifera, 1147 nucleotides long. Its product is annotated as AT-rich interactive domain-containing protein 1-like. NCBI's taxonomy places the organism in Eukaryota, Viridiplantae, Streptophyta, Magnoliopsida, Ericales, Balsaminaceae. The record is from RefSeq and is a predicted model, not a curated record. The transcript is spliced from 2 exons. The coding region runs from base 168 to 905 and encodes 245 amino acids.
GUUUUUUUUGAAGAAAAUCAAAGUAAAGUUUCUCUGCGCGAGUGAAGGAAUCGGCCAUGUCAUUUUGAAGACUUCUCCUGUUCAUUUUGAAGAGGAUUCAUCGCAAAUUGAGAGGAUUAGAGGAAGGAAGAAGAAUUCCCACCUUGUUACACUAAGGAUAUCGAAAGAUGCAGAGAAGAAAGAAGAGCAGUCCUAUUGAUCUCCUCCAUAAAGAAGAAGAAUCAAUUUCACCUUCCUGGUUUGAGUUCAUCAGUCCUGACAAAGCUGCCAUUCCUGUUGGUCCCCCUUUUCAAGCACAGAUCCCAAAUUACACCGGUCCACCAUCAUCUGAUCAUACUUCACAUUCAUAUGCUGAUCAAUUAAAAUGGUUAGGCACCAAGGAUUGGCCAAUCAACACGGGCCAAAACCAACCAGAGACGGAAGAGGAAGAAGAAGAAGAAGUCGGCGUAAUGAUUGGAAAAGGGAGGGACGACAAUUGUACUUGUACUGUCCCCGGUUCAAUUGAAUGUGUGAAAUGCCACAUCUUAGAGAAAAGGAAGCAACUUUUGUCUGAUCUUGGCCCUGCUUUUGGGAAUUGGAGUUUUGAUACAAUGGGGGAUGGUAUUUUAAAGUCAUGGAAUAUGAUGGAGCAAAACAAGUUUGUGAAUCUAGUGAAAAUGAAUCCGGCCUCUUUUGUGAAACAGAGUCAUGAAAUCUUACCUUCAAAGAAGAGAGAAGAGAUCAUUGGUUACUACUUCAAUGUAUAUGUUCCUAGGCGACUAAGUAAGCAGACAAGAUUGGGAUGUAAAAACAUUGAUUCUGAUGAUGAUGAAUUUACUGUCCCCAAUUCCAACUCUGAAAAGCUUGCAAAUAGGUUGAAGUCUAAUAAAGAUGCCAAGACCAAGUACUUGACUGGAAGACGAUGAGAGCUGAUCGAGUAUCGCAUAUAUGCAUGUGGCUUACUACAAUAAUAGAAUAUAUACAUAUAGUUACUGAGUGACAAGCCAAAUUGUUGGUCAUUUUGCACUUUUAUGUCACAAUAUGCUAAAUCUUUCUUUGGAUGAAUAUUGAAUGGAACUACAUCCAUUCCAGGGAUUAAGAAUUUCUUGUUUUUUUGUUGGGCGAAAUGUUAACUCUUGGAAUUGCUUGUAUUUGUAUGGAUUUGUUU